Molecule: messenger RNA, 2851 nt
Organism: Phaethon lepturus (White-tailed tropicbird)
Lineage: Eukaryota; Metazoa; Chordata; Aves; Phaethontiformes; Phaethontidae
Product: macrophage mannose receptor 1-like
Exons: 22
Molecular function (GO): signaling receptor activity
Source: RefSeq, a predicted model, not a curated record
AUGGACCCCUUUCUAUUUACCCUCCCCGCACACCCAUGGUGCAGUGAUCUGUCACAGGGUUUGAGAGCCAUGUUUUCAUUACAAGGAAAUGCCAGCGGACAGCCAUGUGUAUUCCCUUUCAAAUAUGAAGGCAAACAGUACAACGAGUGCACAGGUGCUGGCAGAUCAGAUGGCUGGCUCUGGUGUGCAACAACUGCAGACUUUGAUGCUGAUAAACUGUAUGGAUUUUGCCCACUAGUAAAUGACACAGAAAGAUUUUGGACAGAAGAUGUUUCAACUGGCUUUCACUAUCAGAUAAAUUCAGAAUCGGCUCUAACAUGGCACCAAGCAAGGAAAAGCUGUCAGCAGCAAAAUGCAGAACUAUUAAGCAUCACAGAGAUUCAUGAGCAAGAAUAUAUGGGAGAGCUAACUAAAAAAUUCACUUUUGCAUUCUGGAUUGGAUUGAACACUUUGAAUUUCAACAGUGGAUGGCAAUGGGCUGGGGGCAGCCCUUUCAGGUAUUUAAACUGGGCUCCAGGAAGUCCUUUCCUGUUCCCUGGGAAAAUCUGUGGAGCGAUGAACCCCAGAAAGAAUUCCAAAUGGGAAAACCAAGCAUGUAACCAGAGACUUGGCUACAUUUGUAAAAAAAUAAACUUAAGUUCAAAGUCUGACAUUAUACCCAAAGAGGAAUUGAGACCUAUUAAGUGCACGGAUGGUUGGUGGCCAUACGCAGGCCACUGCUACAGCAUUCAACGAGAACCCAAAACGUGGAAAGAUGCUCUGGCUUCAUGUAAGAAGCAAGAUGGAGAUUUGGCAAGUGUCCACAACAUUGCUGAAUACAGCUUUCUAGUGUCACAGCUUGCUUACAAGCCAACAGAAGAGUUAUGGCUUGGUCUGAACGACCUGAAGGUUCACUUCUAUUUCGAGUGGAGUGAUGGGACUCCUGUGACGUUCACCAAAUGGCAGCGCAGGCAUCCCACCUACACAAACGGUCUGGAGGACUGCGUUGUUAUGAAGGGGCAGGAUGGAUACUGGGCAACUGCUGUUUGUGAUAAGCGGCUUGGUUACAUGUGUAAAAAGAAGCCUUCAUCACAAUCCUCUGAAAAAGAGACAAUCGAGGACCCAGGCUGCCAGAAAGGUUGGAAAAGAUAUGGUCUUCACUGUUAUUUGGUGGGCUCUGCACCGGUAACAUUCUCAGAAGCAAAUAAGACAUGUGAACGGAGCAAAGCUUAUCUAGCUACAGUGGAAAGCAGAUAUGAGCAAGGCUUUCUGACUAGUCUUGCGGGGCCGAGGUCUGAAAAAUAUUUCUGGAUCGGUCUCUCUAACACAGAAGAACGAGAGAGCUUCAGGUGGACCAGUGGUGAAACUCCUCUCUUCACACACUGGAACACAGCAAUGCCAGGAAAAGAGCAAGGCUGUGUUGCCAUGGGAACUGGAAUUACAGCUGGGUUAUGGGAUGUUGUUAGCUGUGAGAAGACAGCAAAUUAUCUUUGCAAACAGCGGGCAGCAGGACUGCCACCCCCUGCUCCUUCUGUACAGGUCCCUGCGGCCGCCUGUGCUGAGGGCUGGGAUGGACCCUCCUGGGCAGACUCGUGCUUCAAAUUUUUUGUGAGAGAGGGAAACCAAAAAAAGUCAUGGUUUGAGGCUGAAGAAUUCUGUAGAGAACUAGGAGGAAAUCUGGUCACAAUCAAUACAAGAGAAGAUCAAAUUUUAUUGUGGCAAUUAGCAUCGGAUAAAGGACUGCACACUCAGGCUUUCUGGAUCGGUUUGUUCCUCUUAAAUCCUGAUGAAGGAUUUGCCUGGAUUGAUGGUUCCCCUGUAAUUUAUGACAACUGGGAUGAAGAUGAACCGAACAACUAUGAAGAACUUGAACACUGUGUUAUGUUUAAUAGAUCACCCCAAAUGCGCUGGAAUGACCUGCGCUGUGAACGUUUACUUAAUUGGAUUUGUGAAACAAAGAAAGGUACAUUGCUGAAACCUGAACCACACUACAAGCUUGAAUAUCAAUCAACUGAUGAUGGAUGGAUUAUAUAUGAAGAUAAGCAGUACUAUUUCAGCAAAGAACGUGUCCAUAUGGAAGAAGCACGGAGAAUUUGUCAGAAGAACUUUGCAGAUCUUGUUGUCAUUGAGAAUGAAAGCAAAAGACAAUUUCUAUGGAAAUACAUUUACACAAAACUCGGAGUGGAAUCAUAUUUCAUUGCCUUAGUUGUCAGCUUUGAUCAGAAACUCAGCUGGCUGGAUGAGACCCCAGUGAACUAUGUUGCCUGGGCUCCAAAUGAACCCAACUUUGCAAAUAAUGAUGAAAACUGUGUGAUAAUGUCAAAAGAUUUUGGCUUUUGGAAAGAUAUAAACUGUGCUGUGAAAAAUGGCUUCAUCUGUGAAAGGCACAAUUCAAAUUACUCAGGAUUUGCUCCUACUGUACUUCCACCUCUGGGAGGAUGUCCUGAAACUUGGCUUUUGUUUAACAAUAAGUGUUAUAAAAUAUUUGGAUCCAGAGGAGCAGAGAGACUGACUUGGCACUCUGCAAGAAGUGCUUGUAUAGAAUUAGGGGGAAAUUUGGCCUCUAUACACAAUGAGCAAGUGCAAGCCUUCUUCACCUUUCACCUAAGGGAUGUCGCCAGUGAAACAUGGAUUGGACUGAAUGACAUUAACAGUGAGGGUACAUAUCUUUGGACAGAUGGAAGCUUUUUUGACUAUGCAAAGUGGGCAAGACAAUUCCCAAUUAGAGAUAAAUUCGUAAAAGUUGACUGGAAGUAUAUUACAAUACAGACCGACUGUAUUGCAAUGACGACAAGAUCUGCAGAUGAAGCAGGGUACUGGGAAAACACUGACUGCCAGCAUAACAAAAGCUAUAUUUGCCAGAUGGACAGCA